Chanos chanos (milkfish) is the source of this 1724-nucleotide messenger RNA. RefSeq names its product MAGUK p55 scaffold protein 2b (gene mpp2b). Lineage: Eukaryota; Metazoa; Chordata; Actinopteri; Gonorynchiformes; Chanidae. The transcript has 12 exons. Gene Ontology annotation, molecular function: protein binding. The coding region runs from base 1 to 1692 and encodes 563 amino acids. The record is from RefSeq and is a predicted model, not a curated record.
AUGGCUGGAAGUCUAUUUCACAGACUGUCUCUCGAGGAGACCGGCUCAUACAACUCACUAGAGAGCCCUGGAGGUGAAGCAAUGCAGCAUGGCCUGGACACGAUGAGUGACAGCACCAGUUCCACUGCAGCGAAUGACCUGGACCUCAUCUUCCUUAAAGGCAUUAUGGAGAGCCCUGUGGCCCAUGAGCGGUUUGAGGAGCCAAAGUUGGAGGCGGUGCGGGACAAUAACGUGGAGCUGGUUCAGGACAUUCUGAGAGACCUGACCCCCCUCACACACCGCAGUUCUGCUGCCGACGAGCUGGCCCGCAUACUGAAAGAGCCACACUUUCAGUCGCUGCUGGAGACGCAUGAUUCAGUGGCAUCCAAAAGCUAUGAAACUCCGCCCCCCAGCCCAUGUGCCUUCAUGGACCCUGCUCUUAAUAACCAGCCAGUGCCUCCUGAUGCCGUCAGGAUGGUGGGAAUCCGAAAAGUGUCCGGAGAGCACCUGGGCGUAACGUUCCGUGUUGAGGGCGGCGAGCUUGUCAUCGCGCGGAUCCUCCAUGGUGGUAUGAUAGACCAGCAGGGUUUGCUCCAUGUGGGUGACAUCAUUAAAGAGGUGAAUGGUAAAGAAGUGGGCAACGACCCCAAAGUCCUCCAGGACAUGCUGAAAGAGGCCAGCGGCAGCGUGGUCCUGAAGAUUCUCCCCAGCUACCAGGAACCACACACACCCCGUCAGGCCUUUGUGAAGUGUCAUUUUGACUAUGACCCAACCCAUGACAACUUGAUUCCUUGCAAAGAGGCUGGCCUUAAGUUCAGCAGUGGUGAUAUCCUGCAGAUAUUCAACCAGGAAGACCUCAACUGGUGGCAGGCAUGUCACCUAGAGGGAGGCAGUGCAGGACUCAUCCCCAGCCAGCUACUGGAGGAGAAGAGGAAAGCUUUCGUCAAAAGAGACCUGGAAUUUGCCACGACAGGCCCUCUGUGUGCAGGCAUGGGCGGCAAGAAAAAGAAGAAAAUGAUGUAUCUAACAACCAAGAACGCAGAGUUUGAUCGGCAUGAGUUGCGUAUCUAUGAGGAAGUGGCAAAGGUUCCCCCCUUCAGGAGGAAGACGCUGGUUCUGAUUGGUGCUCAGGGGGUGGGCCGGCGCAGUCUGAAAAACAAAUUACUAGUGUCUGACCCACAGCGCUACGGAACCACCACUCCAUACACGUCACGGAAACCUAAGGUGGAUGAAAAAGAGGGCCAGAUGUACCUGUUCAUGUCCCGCAGUGAGAUGGAGGCUGACAUUAAGAGCGGCCGCUUUCUGGAGCACGGUGAAUAUGACGGUAAUCUGUACGGGACCAAGAUCAACUCCAUCCAUGAGGUGAUGGACUCUGGCAAGAUCUGCAUCCUGGAUGUCAACCCACAGGCGCUGAAGGUUUUGCGGACGUCAGAGUUUCUGCCCUACGUGGUGUUUAUAGAGGCUCCUGAUUUUGAGGUUCUCAAAGACAUGAACAGAUCUGCCAUUGAGGCUGGCAUUGUCACCAAGCAACUCACGGACUCAGAGCUGAAGAGGACGGUGGAUGAGAGCGAGAGGAUUCAGAGGGCUUAUGGUCAUUACUUUGACCUCACCAUUGUCAAUGACAAUCUGGAGGGAGCAUACCGCAGCCUGAAGGGGGCGCUGGAGAGACUAAACACAGAGCACCAGUGGGUCCCUGUCAGCUGGGUUUUCUGAGACCAGAGAGACCUAAGCAUGUCUGACACGAA